AUGGAGCACGACUCACUCUCCUCGGGGGGUGAGUGGCACUUCAACCGCUUUUCAAAACUCACAUCUUCUCGGCCACAUGCAGCUUUUGCUGAAAUCCAGCGGACUUCUCUCCCUGAGAAGUCACCACUCUCAUCUGAGACCCGUGUCCACCCCUGUGAUGAUUUGGCUCCUGUGGCAAGACAGCUUGCUCCCAGGGAGAAGCUUCCUCUGAGUAGCAGGGGACCUGCUGCGGUGGGGGCUGGGCUCCAGAAUAUGGGAAAUACCUGCUACGUGAAUGCUUCCCUGCAGUGCCUGACAUACACACCGCCCCUUGCCAACUACAUGCUGUCCCGGGAGCACUCUCAAACUUGUCAUCGUCACAAGUGCUGCAUGCUCUGUACUAUGCAAGCUCACAUCACACGGGCCCUCCACCGUCCGGGCCAUGUCAUCCAGCCCUCACAGGCAUUGGCUGCUGGCUUCCAUAGAGGCAAGCAGGAAGAUGCCCAUGAAUUUCUCAUGUUCACUGUGGAUGCCAUGAAAAAGGCAUGCCUUCCCGGGCACAAGCAGGUAGAUCCUCACUCUAAGGACACCACCCUCAUCCACCAAAUAUUUGGAGGGUACUGGAGAUCUCAAAUCAAGUGUCUCCACUGCCAGGGCAUUUCAGACACCUUUGACCCUUACCUGGACAUCGCCCUGGAUAUCCAGGCAGCUCAGAGUGUGAAGCAAGCUUUGGAACAGUUGGUGAAGCCCGAAGAACUCAAUGGAGAGAAUGCCUAUCAUUGUGGUCUUUGUCUCCAGAAGGCGCCUGCCUCCAAGACGUUAACUUUACACACUUCUGCCAAGGUCCUCAUCCUCGUAUUGAAGAGAUUCUCCGAUGUCACGGGCAACAAACUUGCCAAGAAUGUGCAAUAUCCUGAGUGCCUUGACAUGCAGCCAUACAUGUCUCAGCAGAACACAGGACCUCUUGUCUAUGUCCUCUACGCUGUGCUGGUCCACGCUGGGUGGAGUUGUCACAACGGACAUUACUUCUCUUAUGUCAAAGCUCAAGAAGGCCAGUGGUAUAAAAUGGAUGAUGCCGAGGUCACUGCUUCUGGCAUCACUUCUGUCCUGAGUCAACAGGCCUAUGUCCUCUUUUAUAUCCAGAAGAGUGAAUUGGAAAGACACAGUGAGGGUGUGUCAAGAGGCAGGGAACCAAGAGCCCUUGGCCCUGCAGACACAGACAGGCGAGCAACGCAAGGAGAGCUCAACAGAGACCCCUGCCUCCAGGCACCCGAGUUGGACGAGCACUCGGUGGAAAGAGACACUCAGGAAAGCACCUUAGACCACUGGAAAUUCCUCCAAGAGCAAAACAAAACGAAGCCUGAGUUCAACGUCAGAAAAGUCGAAGGUACCCUGCCUCCCAACGUAGUUGUGAUUCAUCAAUCAAAAUACAAGUGUGGCACCAAAAACCAUCAUCCUGAACAGCAAAGCUCCCUGCUAAACCUCUCUUCGACGAACCCGACAGAUCAGGAAUCCGUCAACACUGGCACACUCGCUUCUCGGCAAGGGAGGACCAGGAGAUCCAAAGGGAAGAACAAACACAGCAGCAGGGCUCUGCUUCUGUGCCAGUGA
This is a messenger RNA of Symphalangus syndactylus (siamang), 1590 nucleotides long. Its product is annotated as ubiquitin carboxyl-terminal hydrolase 17-like protein 22. Gene Ontology annotation, molecular function: cysteine-type deubiquitinase activity. The record is from RefSeq and is a predicted model, not a curated record. NCBI's taxonomy places the organism in Eukaryota, Metazoa, Chordata, Mammalia, Primates, Hylobatidae. Gene Ontology annotation, biological process: protein deubiquitination; regulation of apoptotic process. Gene Ontology annotation, cellular component: cytosol; nucleus.